GAGCCUACAAAGAGAAUAAAAUAGGGAACCUUGUUUCCUUAUUUUAUUUUGAAAUAGCAUCUUUUUCUUAUAUCAGCACUCAGUUUUGUAGCAAUUCUUCUGACUUUAGAGCUUAUAUAUUUGCUGAUUUUUUUUUAAUUCCCCCCUGGUGGGGAGGAAGACAGUAGGAAGUAGGUAUUAGUAGAAGGAAUAGAUUUAGUUAGGAUUUAAAGGAUUGAUUGUAAUUCGAGAAGUUGAAAACCAAAGUUGGCUCUUUACUACUGGUCUUAUUGUAUCAGUAUAUAAUAACACGAUUAUUAUAGAGGAAGAGUUGCGGAAGUGCUCCUGCAAAGAGACUUGCUUUCUCCCAGGUUUAGGGGCUGUACUGUGUGUCCUUCUGUUUCCCACCCUCCCCCUAGCCCCUCUCUCUUCCUAUCCCUCUUUCCCUCACUCCCUCUCUCGUUGCCGCCUCUGCAAGGCUUCCUUUAGCCCUCCCCUCUGCUGGUUGCUAUGGUGUCCAAGCUUUACUUGCUCUGGGCAGUGGCAGUUGCUGCACUGGCGCUGCUGAGCCGGCUGGCGAUAGCCGUAGGUCCGGUGGUCCGCUGCGAGCCAUGCGACACGCGGGCUCUGGAGCAGUGCAAGCCUCUGGUGCCUGACUGCGCUGAGCUGGUGCGCGAGCCCGGCUGCGGAUGCUGUCUGACCUGCGCCCUGCAAGAGGGCAACUCGUGCGGCGUAUACACGGAGCGCUGCGGGGCAGGUCUCAGCUGCCAACCCCAGCCGGGAGAGCCCAGACCCUUGCAGGCGCUCUUAGAUGGCCGGGGCCUCUGUACCAACGUGACGGCCAGCAAGCUGAAGACGUUCCUGAUGCAAGGACCGCAUGCCACAGGAAAUGCCAGUGAUGAAGAAGAAGACCGAAAUACCAGCAGCAUGGAGAACCAAGCAAUCCCCAGUGUACCCCGGGUACCUGAUUCCAAAUUCCAUUCACACCACACCAAACUAGACAUCAUCAGGAAGGGACAAGCCAAAGACACUCAACGCUACAAAUUGGAGGAGUAUGACUCACAAAGCACAGAUACACAGAACUUCUCUUCUGAAUCCAAACAGGAGACUGAAUAUGGUCCUUGCCGCAGAGAAAUGGAAGACACCCUGAACCACCUGAAGUUUUUGAAUGUCCUGAGCCCAAGAGGGAUUCAUAUUCCAAACUGUGACAAAAAGGGAUUUUAUAAGAAGAAGCAAUGCCGUCCAUCCAAAGGAAGAAAGAGAGGUUUCUGCUGGUGCGUGGAUAAAUACGGACAGCCACUCCCUGGAUAUGAUGCCAAAGGGAAAGGAGAUGCCCACUGCUACAACUUGGAGAACAAAUAAGUGCCAGAUGCCAACUCCUAUGGAAUCUCUGUAUGGUCACAGAAUUCACCCAUCAGAGACCUUUGGAGUGGUUGGGAGAAGGCAUGGACCACAUUGGAGUUUCAAGUUCUGCCUUCUCUUAUUGAUUUAGGGGAUUUCUUUUUAGACUCUGUGGACACUGCAGCUGUGCCCUGCCAUUGCUCCUGCCUUCCUCCUUGCCUUCUCUACAACACCGAGGGAGGUCUGAAUUCCCAUGUAAAUCUGCACUAUUGAUCCCCAGAGACAGAGAAAAAGGCACUUCAGAAAAAAUUCAGGGAGUCUCCACUGACUUUAAAAAAAAACAACAACAAAAAACGGCCUGUGACCCAUUUGAUCCCAAAAGAUACUGUGUGUUAUUUUAAAGAAUUUAUAGAGUGUACACUUUUUAAGAUAUAAAAAAGAAAAAAAAACCAAGGAAUUUAAAAUUUUAAGUUUUUCUUUAAACAGGUCUUAUGGGACAAAAAGUCUUCACGGGUAAAAUGUUUUAUAAAAAAAUCUCAAAGAACUUUUUAAAGAAUCAUGUUUCUAAAAUAAAGACAUGGCUAUUUUUCUCUGUAAAAUAUAUUAUGAAUAUUCUGUUAGUUUGUAUUUAAUAUAAUUUUUUAAAUAAACUUUAUUUAAAUGUAACAUGUGAAUAUGAAAUGUUACACCAUCAUUUUGAAGUAUGCCGUUGAAUCUGUGCAAGUUUAAAUAGGAAAGAAAAAAACGAUCAUAAUAGUGAUAACCAUCUCCUUCCAAGAUAAAUUUAUCAAGUGGAAGAAAAAAAUUUUAAUUAAAAUUUGUUUUGUUUUCUGGAGGGAAAAAAACCUUCAAACCAUGAGGCUUUUGACCAUGAAAUCUAGACAAAUUAUCUUCCACAAUUUCUUUUCUUUCAUUAAGAUGAUAUUUUAUCCCACAAUGUACAUUCACCACAUAAUUUGACUUCAGUAUGCCUUAUGUUUGUAUAACCAAGGGCAAAAUGGAGCCUUUGAGGGUUUUUUUUUCAAUUUUAUGUCAAUGUAUAUCUUUUUUCUUCUUGUUUUAGUUAAUGUGGAGCUCAAUUUCGCCUUAUUUUGCACAAGUGACUGCCACUGCCAUCUGUAAUGUGCAUGGAUCAGCUGCAGGCUACAGCCUUGAUUUUCAUUUCUUGCCGUGGUGAAUUGAUUUUUUAACCAAAGUUUAGAAAGAGGUUUUUGGAAUGCCUGACUAUUGCAAAUAGGAAGCUGAGUGUAUUUCCACUUUCCAGUAGUUAAUGAAAAGCAAUUUGAUUGUCCUUGUUGCUUCAUAUAAAGAAAAUGUCGUAAGCAUCAGCCAAAUGUUGCCAUGACUCAUAGCCUAUGGUACACUGCAUAUUCACUGAACUGAUUCUCUGACUUUGCUCGUUAUUUUUAAACAAUUUUGAAUGGUGUGGGUUGAAUGGAAUCCAUACCGGCAUUUUCAUGCUUUGUAAAAUGAAAGUGGACCUCACCAGGAAGAGACAAAAACAUAUUUAACUCUCUUUUUCUUGAAAUGCUGACGCACUCCUGUAAUGGGUAGCAUGAUGCCUUCUGUGACUGCCGCCUCUGAAACAAGGGGAUGGUUUCAUGUAAGGAAGAAGCCAAUUUUUCAUGUUUUUGAAAUCAUGUGGACUGUUUUGUGAAGCCUUGAGGAAAUAUGCUAGAAUUUUAUCUGGAAAGAAGGAGAGGGAUACUUUGAGAAGCAAGUUGUGGACUCUUGUUAGCAGGCAAUCCAGACUUUUUUCCCCUCGUUUUUGAGUUCUAAUGAAGUUAACCUCAGUGUAGAACUCUUAAGCAUUUCUAUGGUGCUCCCAGGUCAGAUGACUCCAAAAGAACAAGGAGUAAAAUGAGGCUCUGGCCUUCAACUUGAGAAACAAUAAUCAUCCUUCUGCUGCUUAUAUAGUACUAUGUGCAAACCCAACAACUUUAAAAACCAACCUUCUUGUUGGGAAUAAGUUUUCUUCAGCCAAUAUUUUUUUUUUCUUAAUUACCAUUUCCCUCCUCUAAAACAAUGUAAAAAUAGCAAAACAAAGGAUAACCAAACAGUGGAGACUCAUCAGUAACACAGUAUAUAGCAGUACAUAGAGAAUCAUCUGUAUUUUUAAAGUUUGAAAUCUUUUUUAUAACAUACAAAUAUAUGCAGAGAAGGAACAUUUAUAAUGAAUUUUGAGCAUAUUAUAUUCCAUAUAGUCAAAAUAAGUGUAAUAGAAACAUAUGCUAGAUAACACUAGAUAAUGUGCUAGAAAUACUAGAUAAUAUAAAUAUAUAGACAAUUGAUUAAAGGAUUCUAUAUAUUAAGGAACAGACCUGCUCUAUUUUUAGAGGCCAAUCUCAUUUCCAUUAGAAUAUUGACAGCUCGAAUCAAAUGGUUUCUGAUGGACGAAGCAAUUGGAGUCAUGGAUACCUUAUGUUGAUUUGAUUCCCAAAUAUGUGUAGUGUACUGCCUUUGCACCUCAAAUGGAUUUCUCUUGGGAGGAAAUAAAUUCGUGAUUAACCAGCA
Molecule: messenger RNA, 3834 nt
Organism: Gracilinanus agilis (Agile Gracile Mouse Opossum)
Lineage: Eukaryota; Metazoa; Chordata; Mammalia; Didelphimorphia; Didelphidae
Gene: IGFBP3
Product: insulin like growth factor binding protein 3
Exons: 4
Coding region: 490-1341 (283 amino acids)
Biological process (GO): regulation of insulin-like growth factor receptor signaling pathway
Cellular component (GO): extracellular region
Molecular function (GO): fibronectin binding; insulin-like growth factor II binding; insulin-like growth factor I binding
Source: RefSeq, a predicted model, not a curated record